Molecule: messenger RNA, 5452 nt
Organism: Oppia nitens
Lineage: Eukaryota; Metazoa; Arthropoda; Arachnida; Sarcoptiformes; Oppiidae
Product: NFX1-type zinc finger-containing protein 1-like
Exons: 4
Coding region: 209-5419 (1736 amino acids)
Biological process (GO): regulatory ncRNA-mediated heterochromatin formation
Cellular component (GO): nucleus; nuclear RNA-directed RNA polymerase complex
Molecular function (GO): zinc ion binding; helicase activity
Source: RefSeq, a predicted model, not a curated record
AUUACACAUAUAUUGCAUAACAUUACAUACAGUCAACGAUUAUUAGUGUUUUAAUACAGUAUAUGAUUGGUUAACGUUUUUAUUGCUAAUGCAAUAACAUCUUUGAAGUCACACUUAGUUUCGACAAUACUUUUAGUCAAUAAUUUUUGUGUUAAAGAAGAAGUUUACGACAAUAACUAAUACCUGCUGUCUGUCUGUCUGUCAUAAGAUGCCGACAAUAGUGUCCACACAGUUGACGGCGACAACAACAACAACACCGACGAAGAGUAGUCCGUCAACGACACUACCGGUCACUAAGAAAUCAAAUAAAAAGUCGAAGAAAAGAGGACAACGAUUAGACAAAGUUGGCGAUACCGAGGAUGGCCUACGUAAGGCACCCGAUAAAUGUAAUGAUCACACUUCGGGUGUUCAGACAAUGAAUAGUCAGACAAAGAAUGGUCAGAGAACAGGUGGCCAGAAAACGGGUAGUCAGAGAACGGUUGGCCAGAAAACGCGUGACCAGAGAAAGGGUGGUCAGAAAAUGGAUGGUCAGAUUACGAGUGAUAAGACUACGAGUGGUCAGAAAACGGGUGGUAAGACUACGAGUGGUCAGAUUACGAGUGAUAAGACGAGUGGUCAGACUAAAGAUGGUCAAACACCUAAAAGAGAACAAAAUUUACCGAAAAAUUUUGUGACCAAUAAUGAAAUGAAAAACUUUCGAAAAGUAUCAAUAUAUCCGACAAUCGAUGAAAUUAAUACCAAUUGUUGGCCAAAAUUAAAGUCAAACAUUACUCGCGGUCACUACACAAGUGUUGACCAAUAUCUUAAUAUACACUUUAAUUUGCUUCGCGAAGACCUUAAUCGAUCGCUACGUAAGGGUCUUAGAGAGUACAGAGAGUUGACCUCUAAUGGCCAAAAAGUGAAGAAAUUAGAUGACAUACGAAUUUAUAGAGAUGUUACUAUUGGCCAGCGAUGCGAGGAUCGGGUGACAAAUUUUACGGCCAAAUUUGAUGCUAAAAAUUUACACAUUAAUUGGGAGAACUCAAAACGUUUAAUCUUUGGUUCACUAUUAUGUCUUUCAUCCAAUAACUUCAAAACAUUUUGUUUCGCUACUGUGGCCGGCGAUCGAAACCCGAUAAAGUUGGCCACUGGUCAGUUUGAAUUGGAAUUUGAAUUGUCGACAAUAACUGAUGAGUUUCGGUACAGAAAACCCGAUACAAAGUAUGUGAUGUUCGAAUCGGAAGUCUAUUUCGAGGCCUAUAAGUAUACGUUGAAGACAUUGCAGAAGAUGACGGAUAAAACGUUUCCAUUUCAGAAACAAGUGAUUAAUAUUCGUAAAGACAUUUCGAGACCACUCUAUGUCAAAGAGCAGACAAAAUAUAACUUUUCUCGUAUUAUUAACAAAGAAUCGUAUGAUUCUGUUUGUAUAACAAAACCAAAAGAGUGGCCAAAAGCACAAACAUUUGGUUUCGAUGAUUCACAAUAUGAUGCCUACAAAUCAGGACUUUUGCAAAGUUUUGUACUAAUUCAAGGCCCGCCGGGAACCGGCAAAACAUAUGUUGGCCUCAAAAUUGUUCAAACACUACACGAAAAUCGUAAUGUAUGGAAUCGAUCGCCCGAUAAUAUGAAACCAAUUGUCAUUAUAUGUUACACUAAUCAUGCAUUGGACCAGUUUUUGGAAGGAAUGCUUGAAUUUACCGAUAAAAUUAUCCGAAUCGGUGGUCGAUCUCGAAGUGAAAAACUACAAGAUUAUACGUUGACUGAGCUCAGGGACAAAAUAAAAGUAAAUUAUUCAGCAAAUGUUAAAUCAUUACAAUAUAAGCAAUUGAAUCGCGAUAUCUAUUCCCGGAUUAAAUACAUUGAAGAAAUGCAAUUUCAAAUUGAAAGAAUUGAUUUUUUCAUUUCAAAUUGUAAUUCAGAUUUAUUGAAUCCCCGGUUUUUGAUAAAACAAUUAUCAAAUUAUAAUUGGAUUAAGAAACAGAUCCGAUCUCUUCAGGAAAACUAUUGGAGUGAAUCGGAUGUGGCAUUAGUCAGAUGGUUAGCAAACUGUGAUAAUAGUAGCUAUAAAUAUAAUCCUUCUGAAGAAACAAUUAUUAAAAGAGGAGACAAUAGUAACGAUGUUUACACUUUGAUUGAGUCUGUAGUCGAUAAACAAGAAGUGAAUCGAUUAAAUGAAAUGCGAGAAACGGAUCGAAAAACUGAUAUCAAAAUUAAAGUCAAAAAAGAUGUUAAAAUUGGACCUAAAAAUACAAUUUUUCUGGCAAACCGUCCAUCACUGAAAUGGAUCUCUAAAAAAGAGAUAAAUAAAUUACAGCGAGAAAUGAAACGAGAACUACAAUUGACGGAUAUAAUGGCUGAAGAUAAGGCCCAGAAGAUAACCGAUUUGACUCAACUUAAUUACAGCGAUCGGUGGCGACUAUACCGAUGUUGGCUUCAGUUAUAUCUGAAAUCAUAUAAACGAGAUAUGAUUUCUUUGCAAAAGAAAUAUGAUUUCGAGACAGAAAUAAUUCAAGAACUAUAUGUAGAAAAAGAUAUGUUAUUGAUUGGUGAGUCAGCCAUUGUCGGUAUGACCACUACUGGUGCCGCUAAAUAUAAGGCAACCAUUGAAGCCAUAGAUCCACAGAUCAUUGUCGUAGAAGAAGCCGCAGAAGUUUUGGAGAGUCAUAUAAUUACAUCAGUGACCAAAAAUACUGAACAUUUGAUUCUGAUCGGUGAUCACCGACAGCUAAGACCGCAACCAGCGGUAUAUGAGUUGAGUAGAUGCCAUGGUUUGGAUGUUUCGCUAUUUGAGCGCAUGAUUAACAACAAACUGCCGUUCAAUCAGUUAAAACUUCAGCACCGAAUGAGACCCGAAAUAUCGGCUGUUAUUAAAUCUCUAAAUAUUUAUAAAACUCUUGAAGACGACAAAAGUGUUUUACUAUAUCCUGACAUCAAUGGAAUUAAACGAAGCAUUUAUUUCAUGUGUCACUCAAAUCAUGAGUUGGGUAAUGAAGAGCUUAAGACUAAAUCAAAUGAAUUUGAAGCACUAUUUGUCAUCCGUUUGGUUAAACAUUUGCUUUUUCAAGAUUAUGAGUCCAAUCAAAUUACAAUAUUGACACCAUAUUCCGGUCAAUUAUUUUUAAUCAAUAGAUUAUUGAGAACACAGACAGAUAUUUUUGGUGAAUUAAGAGCUCAAAGUGUGGAUAAUUUUCAGGGCGAAGAAAACGAUAUUAUUAUAUUGUCAUUUGUAAGAAGUAAUCGCAAUAAUGAAAUAGGUUUCCUGAAGACACUCAAUCGGGUCAAUGUUGCCCUAACCCGAGCCAAACGUGGUCUCUAUUGUAUCGGUGAUUUUAAUUUUUUGGCCAAAAACAGCAAUUUGUGGAAACAAAUAGGGGAUCAUUUAUCAAUUGGUAAAUCAAUUGGUACAUCAAUGCAACUCAAGUGUGCCAAUCAUCCAACCGAAGAAAUAUUUGUCAAAACUGAUCGAGAUUUUGAUGAAAAGUCUCCAUUGGGAGGUUGUCUUAAAGAAUAUAUCCAUUUGAUGGAUUGUGGACAUCCAUGUCCUGAAACACGAUGUCACGGCGGUCACCAAUAUAUUAAAUGUUUAGAAGAUUGUCAACAAAAAUUGGAUUGUGACCAUCAAUGUCCACAAAAGUGUCAUUAUGGCCAAGAGUGUAAUCCAUGUGAAGUAAUCGUAACAAAAACAAUUCCCAAUUGUGGUCAUCAAAUUGAUGAGAUUUGUUCGGGUGAUAUGAUAUGCAAUAAUCCGUGCGAAAAUAUACUCGAUUGCGGACACAAAUGUGAUCUGAAGUGUGGAAUAGAUUGUCAACCAUUUUGUCGGGUCGGUGUCAUCAAAACAGAUCCUAAUUGUGGACAUAGCUAUUGGAGUUUAUGUCAUAUACCCAUUGCUUGCCAAUUGCGAUGUCAGAAACAAUUGAUUUGUGGUCACGACUGUAAACUCAUGUGUUCCGAUCCGUGCGAUUCAAAUGAAUGUCAAGAAAUAAUAGAAAGACAACUUCCCGUUUGUAAACAUAUGGUGAACAUCAAGUGUUCAAUUGAUUUGCAAAAAACUGAUUGUUUGACAGUUGUUACCGUUGACCUCGAUUGUGGACAUUCACGUGAAGUCAAAUGCUAUGAAAGAAAUCAAAUGGAUUUAUCGUGUAAUCAAUGUUUGGCUAAAUGUAAGAAAACAUUAAUUUGCGGUCAUAAAUGUCAAGGUUUAUGCCGGGAUUGUCAGCAAAGUAGACUUCACGUCAAAUGUGAGGAACCGUGUAAUCGAGUUUUGAUUUGUGGCCACAAAUGUCAGAGUCGUUGCGGCGAUUUAUGUCCGCCGUGUGAUCAUAAAUGUGAAAAUCGAUGCUUUCACGGCAUAUGUCAGCACACAUGUAGUCAACUAUGUAUUUCAUGUGUGACCACAGAUAACGGAAAACUUGAGAUAUGUGGCUGGAAGUGUCCGCACGAAAAAUGUACGAAAUUGUGUUACGAAAAAUGCAAUCGAUAUUACUGUCGGGAGUCAUGCAAAAAGCUGCUUAAGUGUGGACAUCUAUGUAUCGGUAUUUGCGGAGAAAAAUGUCCGAAAUUUUGUAAAGUUUGUAAUAUCGAAAACAUUAAUGAUUUAUUGGGUAUCGACAAUAUGACCAACGAUGAGAUAUUAGCCGAAAAAUUCGUUGAACUGGAAAAUUGUGGACACAUUAUAACUGCUAAUUCAUUGAAAGUGUUGUUAACAACAGACACUAAUGAUGACAAACAAAAGAUUUUUAAAUGUUGUCCCAAAUGUAAGACAUUUAUCACAUACUGUCAGCCAUUUAAUGAUAUAAUUCAGAGUCAGUUUCAACAACUAUGCAAUUGGUCCCGUAAUAUGUAUUGUCUGACUGAUGCCAAUGAAUUACAUCAAACAAAAUUGAUUCAGAAAAUCAAGAUUAUCCAAAAGCAGGCAAUUUUUACUGCAUUAUAUAGAAAACUUGAGAAAUUGAUUAACCAAUUGUUAGACAGUUUUCACUCCAAUUUAAUCAAACAACAAGAGAUAAUUGUUCCGUCAAAAGAGCAAUUGUUGGCCAUUGAAAAUAAGAUCAAUAUUGUUGAUGACAUUACUGUUAUUUUAAAAGAUAUGCAAAAUAUUAAUCAAAUUAAGUCUUUUUGUAAAAUGAUUGACCGCUUGAAACAGAUCUUGUAUUUUGUGAUCGACUCAUUUGAAAACACUGUCCAACAAAUCAAUGACAUUCAACAAGAAAUUCGUUUCUUUAAAGUAAUUAUCAAAAUUGUCAACGAAUUGAUGCGUCGGUCAAAAUGGAUUGAUAUCAGCGAUAGUAUUAAAGACACAUUGGAUUUAUUCAUCAGAUCAGGUGUUUUUACAUCAGAUAAUGAAAAUUGUUUAAUCUUUAUGGUUCAGCAAUUGUUUGAAACAUCAUUUGAUUUGAGGGACAUAUCCAUUAAACUUAUUGUCCAAAAUACCCGUAUUUGAUCUCAUAUAUGAGCAAAAAAUGUGAUUGUUGUU